CGAGCUCAGCGCAAGUCAACCGAUUGAGUGAACAUGCAAAAACAAAAAAAAACUCGUGUGGGAAGAAUUUAUACUUCCGCCAAUAAGCCUGGCUAACUCCGACAGGCUUCUUCCGUUCACUUCAGCAUCGUAGAUCAUGUCGACACCAGUAGCAUUUGCUGACUCGCCAACGGCACAAUCCCAGCCUUCUCCUUACACAUACUACCCCCCGGGAACAUUUCCUGAUGCAUCUCAGCAGCCCUCCCAAGCCACUACUGCAGUUGCAGGCUCGAGUACAACCGCCUCCACUGCCGUAGCAAGUCAGCCACAAUCGCGUCAGGCAGCCGAGGAGGCGCGCAAGGAUCGUACUUUGGCUGAAUUCCUUGUCAUGCUCGAUGAUUAUGAACCCUUGAUUCCUAAUGAAGUAACAGACUACUAUCUCCAGAGGGUAGGUUUUGAAUGCGAAGACGUGCGGCUAAAACGUCUGCUUUCGCUUGCUGCACAGAAAUUUGUAUCAGAUAUUGCUGCCGAUGCCUACCAGCAUGCUCGUAUACGUACGAACGCUGUUGGUGGCCGUGCACGCGGCCCCCUCACUGGGCCAGGGUCCAAGGACAAGACAAGGACCGCAUUGACCAUGGAUGACUUGAGUGCUGCAUUGGCCGAGUACGGCAUUAACGCGAGAAAACCAGAAUUUUAUCUGUGAGCAUGCAGAAGAGCAGGAUUGUCGUUUUCAUUACCACUUGUCCCAAUAUGUUCUAGCUAGUAACAAGUACCGUAAACCAAAUGCAAGAGAACCGUAAAUGGGGGAUCACUCAUGAACUGUCUUCUCGGGUUUACAGUCCGCGGAUAUCGUGUCAAACCGACUCUCGCUUGUACGCGACUUCGUUCAUGUCCUCAGUGGAGACACCCUUGAAUCGAUGAACCUGCAAUAGGAAAACAAGCUACCUACUGUGCCUUACGGCCGCACUGUAUCAUCAAAGGGGCAUAGUACAU
Messenger RNA from Suillus paluster, 972 nucleotides. Its product is annotated as transcription initiation factor TFIID 23-30kDa subunit-domain-containing protein. The record is from RefSeq and is a predicted model, not a curated record. NCBI's taxonomy places the organism in Eukaryota, Fungi, Basidiomycota, Agaricomycetes, Boletales, Suillaceae. Gene Ontology annotation, biological process: transcription initiation at RNA polymerase II promoter. The transcript is spliced from 4 exons. Gene Ontology annotation, cellular component: transcription factor TFIID complex; SAGA complex; nucleus. Bases 137 to 682 code for a protein of 181 amino acids. Gene Ontology annotation, molecular function: RNA polymerase II general transcription initiation factor activity; promoter-specific chromatin binding.